GCCGCCAUUCCCAGUGUACGUCGCGGCAAUGCCCACGGCGCGGAAACGGAAGACCCGCGCCCCGCCGACGCCGCGCCGCCGGCCGCCGGGCCUGGAGUACCGCGCCAAGUCCGACGGCUCGUGGUACAGCGUGCGCCUGGCGCUGCAGGAGGGCUCGCUGCGCGUCAUGUACGAGGAGUUCCUCGAGGCGACCGACGAGUGGUACGACCCGCCCGCGGCCGGCGGCGACCUCGCCUCGCCGCGCGACGUGGCCGCUCUCCGCGCCAGGUUCCGCGCGGUAAGCACCGCCCUCGAGGGCGCCCGCUGCCGCGACCUCCGCCCCGGCGCGCGGCUCUGCGUCGGCUGCGAUAUCGUCGUCGGCGAACUCAAGUUCUACGACGCCGUCCUCGACUCCGUAACGGCAGCAAAGCACGAAACCGUGGACGGGGAGGAGCUGUGCGCGUGCCGUUUCACGGUGCGGUGGACGGAGGGUCCGCGCGCCGGUGGCUUGGAGCAGGUCGGCAUCGACAAGGUUUACUGCGUGCGGGCCACCAGGCCGGUCCAAGACCCGGUGCUGAGCCAGUUCCUGGAUGUCGUGACCAAGGCAGUCAGCAACGUUGAGGGGAACGCCAUGACGACCGGCGCCCGGUUGCCCAAGACCGGCGAGGGAGAAACAGCUCACCUCGUGUAGAUUGUCAGCUCGUGCCCUGCGGAUUUCUCUUCAGAAUGUAAUCGUGCGCCCGCUCUAGAAUUAAUCUAUGUCAAAAAGAAACUGGGCAUUUGGUGCCUUUCAGCCUUUUGUGUUUGUUUUCAUCUGUGUCUUGGUCUGCUGGUCUUCUCUUCCACUUUUGUCUUUGAUUCGGCUGCGAAAUGCACACCAUCAUUGGUAGUAAAAUUCUGACACUAUGUUCCUGAUUGCCA
Molecule: messenger RNA, 900 nt
Organism: Brachypodium distachyon (stiff brome)
Lineage: Eukaryota; Viridiplantae; Streptophyta; Magnoliopsida; Poales; Poaceae
Exons: 2
Coding region: 29-670 (213 amino acids)
Molecular function (GO): chromatin binding
Source: RefSeq, a predicted model, not a curated record